Molecule: messenger RNA, 3467 nt
Organism: Benincasa hispida (wax gourd)
Lineage: Eukaryota; Viridiplantae; Streptophyta; Magnoliopsida; Cucurbitales; Cucurbitaceae
Product: putative leucine-rich repeat receptor-like serine/threonine-protein kinase At3g14840
Biological process (GO): protein phosphorylation
Molecular function (GO): ATP binding; protein kinase activity; protein binding
Source: RefSeq, a predicted model, not a curated record
UUAUUAUAUCUUUUUAUUUUUGAAUUUUCAUAUCUUUGUUUUUACAUUUGUAACUCUUACUUCUAUUUUUCCCUCUUUUUUCAAUGAAAAUUUGAGAAUUUAUAAAAUGUUCAAUAAAGAUGAAGAUAAAAAGAAAUCUAAAAAUUAUGGGAUAAAAAACAACUAAAUUAAAGUUGAAUUAAUUAAAUCCAUAUAAAAUGAUGUAUAUAUGUUGAAACAGGUGACAUUGAAGAUGUUGGAAGGUAGAAGAAAUACAAUCAUUGUUGCUUCCCUUGUUGUUUCUUUGGUUCUAAGCCUUGCUUUUGGAUCUCCCCUGUUGGAUACUGAUGAGGAGGAAUAUAUAAAGCAUGUGCUAGCAACAAUCGGAAAGAGAAAUUGGAGUACUUAUAGAGAUUUAUGCCAGUCUGCGAGGGUCAGUUGUGAUUGCACAUAUGAAAACAAUACUAUCUGCCACAUUACCUAUAUAUAUCUGUCAUCGGAGGGUUUGGAAGGGAUGCUUCCAUCUCAGUUGAUGUCUAGACUGCCCUACCUUCAGUACCUUGAUCUCUCUGAUAACAAUUUAAGCGGCGAAAUCCCUCCGGAAUGGGGCAACUCCACCAAGCUUGUCUCUCUCUACCUGAAUGGAAAUCAGUUGACAGGUCUCAUUCCAAAACAGAUUGGAAACAUCACCACUCUUGAAAUAUUAUACUUGCAACAAAAUAAGCUACAAGGAAGCUUACCUGCGACACUUGGAGAUUUGGUGAACCUGACAACAUUGAACUUAGAAGUCAAUCAUCUAUCAGGAAGUUUACCUACAACACUUGAAAAUUUGGUGAAGCUGGAAACAUUAUAUCUUGGCUCGAAUAACUUUACUGGAAAGCUGCCGGCAUCUCUAGGAAAGCUAACCUCAUUGACCUCAAUUAAAAUCAGUGACAAUAACUUUGAAGGAGAAAUACCAACUUUCAUUGAGAAUUGGACAAAUGUUGUGAGCAUAGAGGCUCUAGCAAGUGGAUUGAGUGGUCCUAUUCCUUCUCAAAUUGCUCGUUUGACCAAAUUAACCGACCUAAGAAUCAGUGACUUGAAGGGGAGUUCAAAUUUUCCACCUCUUCAGUAUUUGAACGAAAUCGAAUAUCUAAUAUUAAGAAGUUGCAAUAUCACUGGGUUGUUUCCCGACUCCUUAAUUGGUUCAUUCAUGUACAGCAACAACCUCAUUUAUAUGUCCACGUUCCCCCGCUUGAAAACUUUAGACCUCAGCUUUAACCAAAUAAGUGGCCACAUUCCUUCCAACUUUAUGUAUCUUAGAAGAGUAGAGAACAUAUUUUUAACUGGAAACUUACUAAAUGGUCCAGUGCCUAAUUGGAUGCUAGAGGAAGGAAACAACAUUGAUCUCUCUUACAAUAAUUUUGAUCAUCCACUAUCUUAUAGCUGUCAAUCAGGAAAUACGAACUUGUUUGCAAGCUCGAGAACAAAAAAUAAUUCUAAACUUGUUUCUUGUCUCGACAACAAAUCUUGUUCUGACAAUUUGUAUGGUCUCCAUAUAAAUUGCGGUGGAAAAGAAUUAAUCAUUAAUGCUACUAAGUUUGAAGGAGAUGAAGAUUCAGGCAAGGCAGCAGUGUUUGUCUCAAGUAAAACAAAUUGGGGAUUCAGUAAUACUGGUCUAUUUUCGGAUGAUACUAGGUGUCCAGCUGACUAUACUCAUAGGAAUAAUCGUACCAAUGGUCUAUAUGAGACUGCUCGAGUUUCCCCAGUAUCUCUUACAUAUUAUGCGUAUUGUCUUGUAAAUGGAAACUACAACAUAAGCCUCCAUUUUGCAGAAAUUGUAAAUACAAAUGAUACAAUUGUUGGCCGUUCUGGAAGACGCAUUUUUAAUGUUUACGUUCAGGGGAAGCUAGUGCUGGAGGAUUUUAAUAUCGUAAAUGCUGCAGGAGGUGUGCUCAAACCUAUCAUAAAACCAUUCCAAGUUGCUAUUACUAAUAAUACUAUAGAGAUUCGAUUCUACUGGGCUGGAAAGGGGACAUAUUCCCUUGAGAGUGGAGCCUAUGGCCCUCUGAUAUCAGCCAUUUCGAUCGAGUACGCCGACUUUGUGCCUCCAUCAAAAGCUCGAAAACUCUUACCAGUAGGUGCAAUACUUGGAAUUGUGGCUGCAGUUGCCUUUAAUAUUGUUUCAAUCCUUGGAAUUCUAUGGUGGCAAGGUUGCCUUGGACGGAGAAGCAGACUUAGUCAAGAUCUCGAAGGUCUAGAUUUACAAACUGGUUCAUUCACGUUAAGACAAAUCAAAGCUGCCACAAAUAAUUUUGACGUUUCUAAUAAGAUUGGAGAAGGUGGUUUUGGUCCUGUUUAUAAGGGUUUUCUCUUGGAUGGCACUAUAAUUGCAGUGAAACAACUUUCGUCCAAGUCAAAGCAAGGAACCCACGAGUUUGUGAAUGAGAUAGGCUUGAUAUCUGCUUUGAAUCACCCACAUCUAGUUAAGCUUUAUGGAUGUUGUACUGAAGAAAAACAACUUUUGCUAGUAUAUGAAUACAUGGAAAAUAAUAGUCUUGCUCAGGCUAUGUUUGGACCGAAAGAAAGUCGAUUGAUAUUAGACUGGCCAAUAAGGCAGAAAAUUUGUAUUGGUGUAGCCAAAGGCUUGGCUUAUCUUCAUGAGGAAUCAAGAUUGAAGAUUGUUCACAGAGAUAUCAAAGCGACUAAUGUAUUGUUAGAUAAAAAUCUCAACCCCAAGAUUUCAGAUUUUGGUCUUGCCAAGCUUGACGAAGAAGGAAAUACCCACAUAAGCACACGAAUUGCUGGAACUUUUGGUUAUAUUGCGCCAGAGUACGCAAUGCGAGGUUACUUAACUGAUAAAGCAGACGUUUACAGUUUUGGCAUUGUGGCCUUGGAAAUAGUUAGUGGAAGGAGCAAUACUACUUAUCGAUCAAAGGACGACUGCUUUUAUCUGCUUGAUUGGGCACUUGAAUUAAAAGAAAAAGAGAGUUUAAUGGAGCUAGUUGAUCCAAGGUUAGGGUCCGAUUUCAACCAGAGAGAGGCAAUGAUCAUGAUAAAUAUUGCUCUGCAUUGCACCAAUGUUAUUCCAACAGAAAGGCCUAGCAUGUCUUUAGUGGUGGGAAUGUUGGAAGGCAAGGUUGCUGUGGAGGAGUUGGCUUCACAUCCAAAGGAGUCAAGAGCAAAGAUGAGUGCAAUGUGGACCAUUUUGGAACAGAGUUUGAAACGAAUUGACAAUCAGAACCAAGAAGAGAUUAUCUCUAUGGACAUCUCAAAUGCCAAUUAUUCUUCAACAUCAACGAGCAAAAAUGUAUUAUGAGUUUGAUUUUGUGACUCUUGAAACUACUUCUACAACUGCUUGUAAAGCCUUAAAUGAUAUGUUGUGAUCAUCUCUAGAUUUUGAUUUUCUAUUAUAUGCACAAUUUACAUAUCUUCCUUCCAAAUAUAAUGUAAACUAUUUAUUUCUAUUGAGAUGACUCUUUUCUUAUUAAUUACACCAAAUUCGACAA